CAAAAUUACACAUACCAAAAUAAUCAACAUGGCUUCCUCUUUGACCGAGGGCAGCUAAAUGUGAUUUGAAAUUUGAAGAUAUUUGAUACCUUAGAGUACCACAGAUGUUUUGAUAUAAAAGAUGGGUUGAACAAUGGCGGAGGACCAGCCCCACCCACCAAGCAACGAAGCGAAAUGUAACCCGGGCCAAGGUGCUGUUGCCCGUCUGCUUCUGGCGAGUUCCAUGAUCGCCCAGGAGGAGGCGAGAAGGGAUGGCGGCAACACACACGACAAGCCCAUGGAGGUGUCGGACCACCGUCCAGCACGUCUUGACUGUCAUAUGCUGGACAAUAACAGCGCAGCAGAUGGGACCCCUCCACCAGACGACCUCAGUGUUGGUCAGAAUGACCUCUCUCCCGACGUCUACAUCACCUAUCCCCCGUCAUCGUCAGGUUUGAACCCCUCCGGUAGACUUUAUAACUGUAGAUUCUGCAAUUUCUCCACUGUGACGUACUCUCAUCUACAGCUUCAUAUGCCCAAACAUGGAGGUUUGAAGGCCCUCAAGUGUCCGAUGUGUGAUUACUCCACGAAUGACAAGAGCAACUUCCGUCGCCACAAGCGACUUCACAUGCGGAACAACCCCGCCACAGUCCUCCGAUGUGGCAAGUGUGACUUCUCCACGGUGUUGCCUCGUAAGAUCCGGGAGCACUACAGUCAGGACCACGGGGAGGACUACGGGCCGCCGCUGCAGCCGAUGCAGGAGGCGACGGCACUCAGGAUCCAGACAUAUGGAGACAACCACUUCGGUGGUCGCCACAUGGAAAUCCCACAUAAUCAGUGCACCCAGACAGCCAUGCCCGUCGGUACAAUUCACACGUUACUCGGGGCAGCUCCUCCCAGCAUGCAGUUUGCCAGGGCUGAGCCGCAGAUAUUGACUAACUGUGUCACUCAGUAUCGGCCUUACGAGGUUCCCACUCAGCGGGUUGCGCAAGAAAACCACAUGGCAUCGGAUUAUUUGAGAUCCAUAGUGUCGAACAUCAUCACGACCCAUCACACGCCUCGGGUGCCAGCUACAAGCACCAUCACAUCAUCCAGCUUCUAUCUCCCACCGCCUGUAGAAUCGUCACAGGGAUUGUCUCCCCUUAAUCACCCUUUAACAAGGCAGCAACAGGGGGAAUCAUCGGAAGAGGAGGUGAAGGUGAAGGUCGAGCCAGUAGAUUGCGACGGAGCAUCGGAUGUGUCGAGUUCGGCUACACCAGUGCGGAGCAAUGCACCAAGACAUAUGGAGGCACAAACAACACAGAGACUCUCGAUGGAAAUGUUCGAACCAGCUCCUGCUGGAGAUCGCAAUAAUGAAGCAACGCCAUCUGGUGAGCAUGGAAUUAACAAUGUCAAGUCGACUGAGGCAGUAAGGCCUCAGAAUGUGGUUCGCUCAACAAUUGAGUCACAUGAUAUUCGACCAUCUGUCGUACCCCGUGACAUUCGCUCAAUGGUAGAUAUUCAUGAGAACAGACCCAUUGCGGAUACCCGUGAAAUACACACAGUGUUCGAUUCGCGGGAUGUUCGAUCAGCGAUGGAAGCACGUGAUAUCCGACAAGUGAUUGACCCUCGGGAUGUUCGAGGAGGGGUUGAUGUUCACUUCACAAACCGACAUAUCAAAACAGAAAUGUCAAAUAUUGGAAUACAGUGUACGAUGCCUGCAAUUAAGACUGAAAGUGCUGCAGUGUCAAAUGAUAAUUACGAUCGGCGGCGCACUAGGAUGUUCCUGGUUGAGAGAUCAGUUCAGUGUGAGUUGUUGUCAUCGGUUAGACGGAUAUCUUCAACACGUCUUGUGUCGGACACAAACGAAGGUGACCAGCCACUCCUGAGGCCGGGGUCAAAGUGCACUCAUUGUGGCGUGACAUUCGAAGAUGAGGUUUUGUUUUCAAUUCACAUUGGGUGCCACAGUCACACUGAUCCUUUUGUAUGUAAUGUGUGCGGUAAGCAGUGCUAUAACAAAUAUGGUUUUUAUUCUCACAUCAUGAGAGGUCAUCAGCUGUAAGAACCCGUCUCUGGCACUGUUGCCAUGGAUACAUCUUUUUAUGGUGUACAGCUCAUGUAAAUCUCCAGGAUUUGUCCUAAAAGUGUCACGUCCUAAAAGUUUACCAGUUGUUUAUUUUACCUCACACAAGCUUUAUAAAGUAACUGCAGAUAGGUGCCUCAUAUUUCAGAUUCAGGCUCUAGUGCUAUUAUGUGAAAUUCUGUUUUUAAUUAUUUCAUAGUGUCCAUAAUUUUGCAUGUUUCUAUUAUAAGAUUAAAUAUUUUUUCUGGUAUAUACAAGAUGGAAUAUUAAGAAGUGGAACAUAUGAUUAUGAUGAUGUCUGAAAAAGUGUAUCAGGGCUUGAUUUAAGGAAAUCGAUUAAGGAAAUGACAACCUAGUUGCACCCUGGUCCCAUAACUUUAUGAAAUUUGAAAGAUGCAUAAGCCUAAAUAAAUAAAGUCUCAGGUUUCUAAUGACAGUGUCAUGAUUAUACAUUAAUUAUAGGCAUUGCUGCAAAAUGUACAUGUGUACCUAAUCUUCAAGUACCCACAUUUUGAUGACGUCAAGCCCAAGAAAGUGUGACAAAUUACACAUACCGUAUUCGACGUAAUAAGCGCCCAGGGCGCUCUCAAAAUUAGAAACAGGGGGCUCUUAUAAGAAUAUUAUUUUGGUGGAAAAAACAGAUUUGAAAGAUAAAUAUCGUG
Molecule: messenger RNA, 2703 nt
Organism: Haliotis rufescens (red abalone)
Lineage: Eukaryota; Metazoa; Mollusca; Gastropoda; Lepetellida; Haliotidae
Product: ikaros family zinc finger protein-like
Exons: 3
Coding region: 134-2020 (628 amino acids)
Biological process (GO): regulation of transcription by RNA polymerase II
Molecular function (GO): RNA polymerase II cis-regulatory region sequence-specific DNA binding; DNA-binding transcription factor activity
Source: RefSeq, a predicted model, not a curated record